AUGGACCCUGAAGAAAAGAAAAUCCCAGUUCACCAAAACGAUUACACCAUUGCUGGUACCACCAUGUUUCCAUCUGCGUUGCUUCCGGAUUCCGGUGAACACCGGAAAGACAUCGGAAAGGGUACAAACACCAAUCUUCCUUUCACUAAAGAAGCACAGCUGGCGUCAUACAGUUUCAGCUCUGUUAUAGACCAGCAAUACCCCAACACAGUUUGGAGAGAUUCAAGUUACGAUUUCUCGAAAGACGUUGAUGAUUUGGUUUUCUUACCAUCUGCUAUGACGUCGCCGCAAGAAUCUGGUGUCUUAUCGAGGAUAGCCGAGAGUCCAAAUAACUACGGCAUACUUACGCCAAAGGAAGUUAGAGUCUCGUUUCAUGAAGAGGUGAUUGAGCCACAACCAGCGCGGCAGCGAUCCAAUGGUAGUGGUCGUAGUAGUGCAGGUGGCGGUGGUGCUGGUGGAGAGGAAGUGGUGCUUUGCUCCGGGAACGCUUCAUUCAAGAGAAAAUCGAACUUGAUGCGGACUAGAACGAAUUCUAGGUUAAUCGAUCCACCGGAGAUAGAUCAGAGGUCCACAACACCAUCAAAGUUAGGGAAAGUUGGUAGUGAAAUCGAUGAAGAGGAUCCAUUUUUGGACGAUGAUCUGCCAGAUGGGUAUAGGCAAUUGAGGUAUAGCAAAUGGACUUUACUCCAAUUGUUUAGUUUAAUCCUGAUUCUUGGUGUUUUAGUUUGUACACUCACCAUUCCUUAUUUAAAGCAUCAGAAACUCUAUGAUCUCGUAUUAUGGAAAUGGGAGGUUAUGAUAUCGGUUUUGAUAUGUGGAAGAUUAGUUUCUGGGUGGGUGAUUAGGAUUCUUGUAAUCUUGAUAGAACGAAAUUUCUUACUGCGGAAAAGGGUUUUGUAUUUUGUAUACGGUUUGCGAAAAGCUGUUCAAAAUUGCAUUUGGUUAGGGUUAGUUUUGAUUGCUUGGGAAUCUAUAUUCGAUCAAAAAGUCGAACACAUGAUGAAAGGAAACGUUUUGCCUUACGUUACAAAGAUUUGGGUAUGUCUCUUGGUGGGUACGAUUGUUUGGCUGUUGAAAACGUUGCUAGUCAAAGUUCUUGCGUCGUCUUUCCAUGUGAGCACGUUUUUUGACCGAAUUCAAGAAUCUCUAUUUAAUCAGUAUGUAAUCGAAACCCUUUCGGGUCCACCAUUGAUUGAAAUUCAACACGAAAGGGAAGAGGAAGAUCGGAUAAUAGCAGAGGUUCAAAAGCUUCAGAAUGCGGGUGCUACUUUGCCACCCGAUCUUAAGGCGAAUAUAUUCAAGAAAAGUGGAAGGUCGAUUGGAGCUUCAAGAACAAGUACUCCGGUGACUGGCAGAAGUGGCCUAUUUUCUGGAGCCAAUACGCCUAAGAAGGUUGAUGAGGGGAUCACGAUUGAUCACUUGCAUAGGCUAAAUCAGAAGAAUAUAUCGGCUUGGAAUAUGAAAAGAUUGAUGAAUAUUGUUAGAACAGGAGUUUUGUCUACUUUAGAUGAGCAUCUGCGGUCGACAUGUGAUGAGGAUGAGUCUAUGGUGCAGAUCACGAAUGAAAAGCAAGCUAAGGUUGCAGCCAAGAAAAUCUUUUGUAAUGUCGCUAACAGAGGUUCCAAACGCAUUUAUCUGGCGGAUUUAAUGCGUUUUCUAAGAGGCGAUGAAGCCUUGAAGGCAAUCCGACUCUUUGAUUGCGAAAAUGAAACCAAGGGAAUCAGUAAGGCCAUUCUAAAGAAUUGGGUGGUUAAUGUAUUUAGAGAACGAAGAGCUCUCGCGUUAUCUCUGAAUGACACAAAGACAGCUGUGAAUAAACUCCAUCAAAUGUUGAAUAUGGCUGUUGGGCUCAUAAUAAUUGUGAUCUGGCUUCUUAUACUUAAAGUUGCAACUACACAUUUUCUUAUAUUCCUAAGUUCACAACUCCUUUUGGUUGUGUUUGUGUUUGGUAACACAUGCAAGACGACAUUCGAAGCUAUUAUUUUCUUGUUUGUAAUGCAUCCGUUUGAUGUUGGUGAUCGUUGUGAAAUCGAUGGCGUUCAGAUGGUAGUCGAGGAAAUGAAUAUAUUGACAACGGUUUUCUUGAGAUACGAUAACCUCAAAAUCAUAUAUCCGAACAGUGUCUUGGCCACAAAAUUUAUUGCCAAUUACUACCGAAGUCCCGAUAUGGGAGAUGCUGUGGAAUUUUGUGUACAUGUAUCAACCCCUGUUGAAAAGAUUUCUCUAAUGAAAGAGAGAAUAACAAGCUAUAUUGAGAAGAAAAGUGACCAUUGGUACCCUGCACCUAUGAUUGUGUUGAGAGAUGUAGAGGACAUGAAUCGGUUGAAGAUAUCAAUAUGGCUUUCACAUCGUAUAAACUUCCAAGACAUGGGUGAAAGAUGGCAACGAAGAGCUCUUUUAGUUGAGGAAAUGAUUAAAGUCUUCCGAGACCUUGAUAUCGAAUACCGCAUGCUGCCUGUUGACGUUAAUGUUCGUAACAUGCCGAACGUGACCUCAAAUCGGCUUCCAUCUACAUGGACUAAUUCUACAAACUGA
Lactuca saligna is the source of this 2535-nucleotide messenger RNA. The record is from the annotation of a GenBank genome assembly. Lineage: Eukaryota; Viridiplantae; Streptophyta; Magnoliopsida; Asterales; Asteraceae.